AUGGACGCUCCUCCGCUCUGCAAUGCCGCCCAGGCAAUUUCAACGUCCUCUCUCAUUGCCACUCUUCACCAGACGUUUGUGCAUUCCCAAUACCGCUCUCUCCGUCUCGAUUCCACUUCAUUUCUUGUAUUUGGUCCAAAUAUUGAGGAAGCUUUUGUUGUUGGAGUCUGGGAUCAUGGCCGACGCCGUUCUGAAGACCAAACUAUUGUUGUUCUUCCCACUCAUAAUGCUGCUUCUACUUCCUUUUUUUCCACCGUAUCGGCAUUCCCUGGUGUUAAUCCAGCGGUUCUUCAAUCCCUGAAUGUAAUCACCCCUUUUCUUACUGCUUUGACACCUGAAAAUCUCUCUCGCCGCUUUCACAAUGGCCUAGGUGUUGCAUUUUCUCUUUCCUCUACAGGCCAAAUUCUUUCCACUCGUCUUAACAUUGCUGAAGACCCACUAUCUUCUUAUGAGCAGUUACUCAACCUUCCAUCAGCUCCAAACAACCGCGUCUUUGAUGUCUUUUAUCAUGUUCUCCUUGCUGAGGCUGAAUCCUACCAAUCAUACCUUUCUCUCAAAUCAAGCCCUAAUGAAUACAAGCUCCUCGCUAAAUCAAACACAUAUAGUCUCCCCGAAUGGGUUCUUUUCUCUGAUGACUACGCUCUCGCAAAGGAUUGGAGUAACGCUCUGCGCCAAUGUGGUAUCAAGGGCUCCGUCUUGAGAGGCGUCCUUUCAACUCUUUCUGGCAUCCUCCUCCUCGGCAACUCUUCUUCUCCUGAUGAUGUUGCUGAAGGUUGUUCUCUCAUUGGUAUAGAACCCGCCACAUUUGAAAAAUAUUCUACUCAAGAACUCAUCACUUCUGCAUACUCGGCUCUCAUUCACAAUGUUGUAGCCGAACUAAACAAAUUUCUUGCUGGCUUUGACCACUAUGUCGACAGAUCCGCCCAACCUCAAGGCCCCCACGACGAUACUGAAGACGACCCCAAUGAGGUUGUUUCUAUUGUCACUAUUGUCGAGGGAGUUCAGUCUUACAAGAAAACAAUUCUUCAUAAUGUCUUUGACGACUCCUUUGGAAUCAACAAGGAGCUUAAGGAAGACGGUAUCAAGGUCUCCAAAACCCCAGCAAGCGUGCUAAAAACUAUUAAAAAGCUCUACGAAAAUGAUCCCAUGUCAACAAAAAUUACCCGCCAGAUUCCAAACUUCAGAGCUUUUUUAAACCCUUCAAUCUCCUACAUUGCAACAUCUCCUGCUACUGCAGCUUCAUCCCAACAUAGAUCAGAGCUCAUCGAGGAUGACGAUUCAUUACAUCUCAAUGUUGAAUCUUUAAUUACAUGCAGCAGAGUUUGGACUGUUUUGAAUCUUUCCCCAUCUACUGACGCUGUUUCCCUUUCUAAUGACCUCUGGUCCAGUCAAAUUGUUUCUCAGCAACUUCGUGAAUACAUGGCCGUUGAAUGGUCUGCAAAACGCCGUAACAUUGACUUCUCUGCAGACUUUGACUUUUACGAGUUUCUUGAAAAGUAUUCAGCAAUUCUUCCUCCCAACGUCGGUGUUUUUAACUUGGAAGAAUGGGCACGUUAUGAAAAACAGUGGGGUCCUGCUGAGUUCUCUUGCGGCUCUGCAAGAAUAUGGCUUUCGGAACCCGUCUGGCGUGAUCUUGAAAUAGGCCUUGAAAAUGUCCGCGGUUCUGGUGCAAUGAUUCCUAUUCAAGGCGCUUCUGAGGGCUAUGACCAAUUCGGUAACCCAGUCAUGGCCCCACCCCCUAUUGCUGCUGGAAUUAACCCAUUUGAAACCGGCAGCGCCUUGUCUCUGACUUCCCGGUCUGUCAUGCCUCAAUAUCAAUAUUCUCAACAUACCCCAUCAUUACAUCCUCAAGCAUCUGCCCAUAAUCCUUACCAACAGCAACAACAAUUCCAACAAUCACAAUCACAGUCUUCACAACAAAACAUUAACGCUCCGUAUGGUAAUCAGUACGGCGCCUCUAACUCUAAAGAAAAUCAUGCUCUUCUUGACAACGAUGUGGAAAGCUUUGAGCGAGACUCUGGAGAUGAGGAAAUGGACGAUUACGAAAAUGAACAGUAUUAUCUUAGCGAGUUUAAAGAUGACAUUGAAAAAGAAGCUGCUGGAAAACCCAUUGAAAUUAUCCCCAUGUCUUCUGAGCGUAAGGCCUGGGUAUGGUUUGUAUGGAUGGUUACAUUUUGGAUCCCCAGUCCAUUUUUGAAGUGGUUUGGUCGCAUGAAGCGUUCUGAUGUUCGCAUGGCUUGGCGUGAAAAGGUGGUCAUUUGCGGCUUUAUCUUUCUUGUUAAUGCUGGUAUUAUUUUCUACAUGAUUUUCCUUAGUAAAAUUAUUUGCCCUGAGUUUAACAAGGUUUGGAACAUUAACGAGGUUUCUGAACACAAUUCAGACGAUAAUUUCUAUGUGGCUGUACAUGGCAAAGUUUACGACAUUUCAAAGUUUUGGCGCAUUCAGCAUUCCGAUACUACGACUACAACUACUACUGAUGUUAUGAAACCCUUUGCUGGUAUGGAUCUUACCGAUUAUUUCCCUCCACCAUUGACUGUUGCCUGCGAAGGCCUUGUCACUGAUACUUCGGUUAUGCUCAGUUUGAAUACUACUCUUGAUUAUCCUGAUGCUGAGCAUAAGAGUGGUUCUUAUUACGUUACUUCAAACACAACAGCUUUGUACAAUUAUACUUGGUACGAUGAUGUUUUCUUGCCAAAGAUGAAAAACUAUUACAAGGGUGAGCUAGUCGUUAAAAAGUCAGUCUUAAAAAAAGAGGGCCAAGAUACUAGUAACCCACAUUACUGGGCUAUCAUUGACAACAAAAUUUAUGACUUGGUUAACUACAUGUAUACUAUCGACUUGUAUCCGUCAAGUUAUAGCUCUGUUUAUGAAAAAUAUGAGUUCUUAUACUCUGAUCUUGUUGACUUGUUCCAGUCUAAUGCCGGUGAAGAUAUUACUGAACUUGUUAACGAUCUUGGCUGGGACCGUGCUACUCGUGUCAACAAUAUGAAUUGUCUUCAAAAUAUGUUUUACGCAGGUGUCCCAGAUUUUCGUUACACUGCCCGUUGUCAGGCCUCUAAUAUUAUUCUGCUUGUUCUUGCUGCUUCACUUUCAAUGGUCACUGUCGUCAAGUUUGUUGCCUCCCUUCAGUUUGGUUCAAAAGCCCUACCCCCACUUCAAGACAAGUUUGUCAUUUGCCAGGUGCCGGCCUAUACAGAAGAUGAGGAUGCUUUGCGUCGUGCCAUUGACUCUUUAACUGCACUCAAGUAUGAUAAUCGCCGUAAAUUAAUUACAGUAAUUUGCGAUGGUAACAUUAUUGGUUCCGGUAACGAUAAGCCUACUCCCCGCAUUGUGUUGGACAUUUUUGGCGUUGAUCCCAAGGUUGACCCUCCAGCACUGCCAUUCCAAAGUGUGGGUGAAGGUGCUGCUCAGCUUAAUUAUGCUAAAAUUUACUCAGGCCUUUACGAUUUUGAAGGUGAUGUUGUUCCCUUUUUGGUAAUUGUUAAGGUUGGUAAACCCAGCGAGACAAGCAAGCCUGGUAACAGAGGUAAACGUGAUUCACAAAUUCUGCUCAUGAGUUUCUUGAAUCGUGUCCAUUAUCAGCGUCCUAUGAAUCCUAUGGAACUGGAGAUUUUCCACCAUAUUAAUAAUGUAAUUGGUGUGGACCCGGAAUUGUACGAGUAUCUAUUCAUGGUCGAUGCCGAUACAUCUGUUGCCGAUGACUCCUUGAACAGACUUGUUGCUGCUUGUGCAAAUGAUUCACGCAUUGCAGGUAUUUGUGGUGAAACUGGUUUACAAAAUGAAGAAAAGUCUCUUUCGACUAUGAUUCAGGUUUACGAAUACUACAUUUCACAUCACCUCACUAAAGCAUUCGAGAGUUUAUUUGGAUCAGUUACAUGUUUGCCUGGUUGUUUCUCCAUGUACCGUUUGCGCACACUUAAAAAGGCUAAACCCUUGUUUAUCAGUGAUGAGAUUAUCCGUGACUACUCGGUGGGCCAGGUUGACACGCUGCAUAAAAAGAAUUUGUUCUCUCUCGGUGAAGAUCGUUAUUUGACUACUCUGAUGGCAAAGUAUUACCCUCGUAUGAAGUAUACCUUCAUUCCGGACGCUCAUGCAUACACACAAGCUCCCGAUGAGUUCAGCGUUUUGUUAUCGCAACGUCGUCGUUGGAUUAACUCUACUGUGCACAAUCUCGUUGAGCUGCUUCGUUUGAGAAACAUGUGUGGUUUCUUGUGUUUUAGUAUGCGUCUUGUUGUAAUGAUUGAUUUGGCAGGUACCAUUAUGUUGCCUUCUGUGUGUGUCUACCUGGGUUAUUUGAUCUACGUUAUGGCUGGUCACGUUGGUGCGUUCCCUCUUAUUUCGAUUAUCAUGAUUGCUGCUGUUUACGGUCUUCAAGCACUUGUGUUUAUUCUACGUCGUCAAUGGCAGCAUGUUUUCUGGAUGCUUAUCUAUGUAGCUGCCUACCCGAUCCACUCAUUUAUUCUUCCCAUUUACUCUUUCUGGUACAUGGAUAACUUUUCCUGGGGUAAUACACGUAUUGUCGUGGGAGAAAAGAAUGGCAAACAGAUUGUGGCAGUUGACGAUGAGGGAUUUGAGCCAUCCAUGAUCCCUCUUGAAACAUGGGAGUCGUACGCUACUCGUACAGGUAUUGAAGGUGCCAUCAGAAACAUUGUAUUUGAUGAAUACUAUGGCCGUAUCAGUAAUAUUGCUGGUGUUAACACCGAAAUGCAGGAUUGGAAUACAAUUAAGCCAAGAGGCCAUAUCAAUGCUAUGAUGAAUGGAUAUGAUGCCAGUGGCGCCCAGUCUAUUUACUCACGGCCUGAUUAUGCACCCUCGCAACAUACAUUUUCACAAUUCAGCAUGGCAGGACCUCAAGGUUCUGGUGCGCAAUCAGCUGCUGCAAGUAGGUACAUGUCUCUUAUGGGGCCUGCACCUACAAUUGGUGGUUCUACAGUGGGUUUGCCUACCGCCACAACACCGCUUGAUCCUGAGCGUGAGGCCAAAAUCAGCGUUACGAUACGGCAGGUGUUGCAAAGUGCUGAUCUUGAUAACAUGACAAAGCGACAGCUCCGUGCCCGGGUAGAGGAUUUAAUGGGUGUCACAUUUGUCGGAGACAAGAUUGCUUAUGUUGAUCGGUUGAUUGAUGAGGAAUUGGAAAAGUUGGAUGACGAAGAUAGUGACGACGAAGGCGCAAAAUAA
Magnusiomyces paraingens is the source of this 5178-nucleotide messenger RNA. RefSeq lists its product as uncharacterized. The transcript is spliced from 2 exons. Gene Ontology annotation, molecular function: ATP binding; chitin synthase activity; cytoskeletal motor activity. Gene Ontology annotation, cellular component: cell periphery; myosin complex; cell septum. The coding region runs from base 1 to 5178 and encodes 1725 amino acids. The record is from RefSeq and is a predicted model, not a curated record. NCBI's taxonomy places the organism in Eukaryota, Fungi, Ascomycota, Dipodascomycetes, Dipodascales, Dipodascaceae.